This is a messenger RNA of Glycine soja, 2247 nucleotides long. Its product is annotated as primary amine oxidase-like. Gene Ontology annotation, molecular function: primary methylamine oxidase activity; quinone binding; copper ion binding. The record is from RefSeq and is a predicted model, not a curated record. The transcript is spliced from 5 exons. Bases 52 to 2076 code for a protein of 674 amino acids. Gene Ontology annotation, biological process: amine metabolic process. NCBI's taxonomy places the organism in Eukaryota, Viridiplantae, Streptophyta, Magnoliopsida, Fabales, Fabaceae.
AGCUUCCACUCCACACAGCAAAGCCAGCUAGGGCUUGAGAUCUCAUAUAUCAUGGCUACCUCCAUGGUGAAGCUUAUGCUUUUCUCUGCUCUCAUACUCUUGUCCUUGCAAGCAGUUGUGUCUGUAACACCACUGCAUUUUCAACAUCCACUAGACCCUUUAACCAAACAAGAGAUAAGUCUUGUCCAAACCAUAGUCCAAAACAAGUACCCAAGCUCAAGUAACAGGUUGAGCUUCCACUACAUUGGACUCGACGAACCUGAAAAGGAUGCCAUCCUCAAAUGGGAAUCCAUCAAACCAACUGUUAUAACUGUCCCUCGCAAAGCCUUGGCCAUUGUUAUAAUCAACAGCCAAACCCACGAGAUCUUAAUUGAUCUAAAGGCAAGGCGCAUUGUCUCCGACAAUAUUCACUCCGGGAAUGGCUUCCCUACCCUUUCCGUUGAUGAACAAGUCGUUGCCAUAGAGCUGCCACUGAAAUACGGUCCAUUCAUUGAGUCAGUGAACAAGAGAGGGCUGAACCUCUCUGAGGUGGUGUGUUCCACAUUCACAAUGGGGUGGUUUGGAGAAACCAAGGACAGAAGGACAGUGAGAGUGGAAUGCUUCAUGAAAGAAAGCAGCCCCAAUAUCUGGGUGAGGCCUAUCAGUGGACUCACAAUGGUGGUUGACCUUGAACUCAUGAAGAUCGUUCAGUAUCACGACGGUGGCAUUAUACCAGUACCAACUGCCGACAACACUGAAUACCGCUUUUCACAUCAGAACCCACCAUUCGGUCCAAGACAACAUAGUCUAGCAACCCAUCAACCACAGGGUCCAGGCUUCCAAAUCAACGGACACAGUAUUAGUUGGGCCAACUGGAAGUUCCAUAUUGGAUUUGAUCCACGUGCCGGAAUUGUAAUAUCACUGGCAUCCAUUUAUGAUUUGGAGAAGCACAAAUCUCGUAGAGUGUUAUACAAAGGUUACAUUUCUGAGCUGUUUGUGCCAUACCAAGACCCAACAGAUGAUUUUUACUAUAAGACUUUCUUUGAUGCUGGAGAGUUUGGGUUUGGUCUCUCCACGGUCUCAUUGGUGCCCAACCGUGAUUGCCCAUCGAAUGCUCAGUUCCUAGAUACAUAUGUUCACGCUGCUGAUGGUACUCCGUUACUCAUCAAGAACGCAAUCUGUGUCUUUGAACAAUAUGGCAGCAUCAUGUGGCGUCACACCGAAACAGGCAUUCCCAAUGAAUCGUUCGAAGAAACGAGAACGGAAGUCAACUUAGUGGUAAGAACUGUUGUUACCGUGGGCAACUACGAUAACAUCAUUGAUUGGGAGUUUAAAACAAGUGGCUCAAUCAAACCCUCGAUUGCUCUCUCGGGUAUAUUGGAAAUUAAGGGAGUGGAUAUUAAGCACAAGAGUGAGAUCAAGAGCGAUCAACAUGGUAUCUUGGUGUCGGCAAACAGCAUUGGUGUUUACCACGACCACUUCUACAUUUACCAUCUUGACCUUGACAUUGAUGGUGUUGCCAACUCUUUUGAGAAGACAAGUUUGAAGACUGUAAGAGUGACAGAUGGAAGUUCGAAGAGGAAAAGCUAUUGGACAACUGAGGUUGAAACUGCCAAGACUGAAAAUGAUGCAAAGAUAAUACUUGGGUUGAGCCCUGGUGAGCUUUCAGUGGUGAAUCCUAACAAGAAAACCUCUGUUGGAAAUGAUGUGGGAUACCGUUUGAUUCCAGCAAUCCCAGCUCAUCCUCUUCUCACAGAUGACGAUUAUCCACAAAUACGUGGCGCUUUUACCAAUUUCAAUGUGUGGGUCACUCCAUACAAUAGGACUGAGAAGUGGGCUGGUGGACUCUACGUUGAUCACAGCCAUGGAGAUGAUACUUUAGCCGUUUGGACCAAAAAGAAUAGAGACAUUAACAACAAGGACAUUGUGCUGUGGCACGUUGUGGGAAUUCAUCAUGUUCCAGCACAGGAAGACUUCCCCAUAAUGCCAUUAUUGAGCACUGCAUUCGAGCUCAGGCCAACCAAUUUCUUCGAGAGGAAUCCGGUUCUUAAAACACUUUCUCCCCCGGAUGUCCAAUGGCCUGGUUGCCCCAAGUAAAACUAGCUAGCCAGCCAUUUCCAUUAUAUUAGUGUGCUUCGAGUGCUACAACUAGAUGUGUUCCUUGGAUAAUGUGAAAUGCGAUCUGCUUAUUGCAUGUGCAAGAAUAAUGAUUUGAUAUGUAUUGCUUAUUAUUAUAUCAAUGAGAAGUUUACUUGAACUUGACACCGA